Messenger RNA from Dermacentor albipictus, 2838 nucleotides. Its product is annotated as neuropeptide F receptor-like. Gene Ontology annotation, cellular component: neuron projection; plasma membrane. Lineage: Eukaryota; Metazoa; Arthropoda; Arachnida; Ixodida; Ixodidae. Gene Ontology annotation, biological process: G protein-coupled receptor signaling pathway. The record is from RefSeq and is a predicted model, not a curated record. Gene Ontology annotation, molecular function: neuropeptide binding; neuropeptide Y receptor activity.
UUUCUUACUGACUAAAUGCGGCUGCAUGCUACAAGCAAACACUGCACUUCAACGCAGAUUCUGCUGUGGCGCUGUGUAGAGCUCCGCAUCUCUUGGCUUAGAGAGAUCUCCAGACCACCAGGACGACCCGUUGGUUCUCGGGAAAAGCUGGAGAGCGUUGGGUGAGCUCGGAGAGGGCACAGGUACCAUGGAGGGCCACCGCAUGAGUACCAACGACCUAAUGGCUGUUCUGUCACAAAACAAGAGCGGCAACUACACCGAGGAGCUGCACCGGCAGCUGGAGAGCCGCCUGCUCUCCUUCCUCGACCGCAGGGCCAUCGACAGCGACACGCUAGCCGCUCUGCUGGCCGCGUAUACGCUGCUCAUCCUCACCGGCGCCACGGGCAAUGGGCUGGUCUGCCUGGCAGUGGCGCGGCGCCCAAAGAUGCGCACGGCGCGCAACUUGCUGAUUGUGAACCUGGCGGCCGCCGACCUGCUGCUCUGCCUGUUCACCAUGCCCUUCUCGCUGGUGGAGAUCGCACUCAAGUUCUGGCCCCUGGGCGGCACCACGUGCAAGCUGGUGGCCGGUUUGCAGGCCACCAGCGUCUUCGUUUCGACGCUCAGCAUCACGGCCAUCGCCAUCGACCGCUACCUCGUGAUCGUCUACCCGACCAAGCAGCACUGGUGCUUCUCGGCGCUGGUCGGCAUGCCACUAAUCUGGGUGCUGGCGCUGCUGCUGUCCGUGCCCAUGUUCGUGUACCGUGUGCUCCACCACAUCGAGCUACCGGACCCCGCGCGGGGCACAGUGGUGCACCUCGAGUACUGCGUCGAGCACUGGCCUAUCGAGGAGGGCCGCUUCUACUACUCCAUCUUCUCAAUCGUGUUCCAGUACUUCCUGCCCAUCACCACCGUGACCGUGGCCUACGCGAGUAUCUGCCGCCGCCUCCGGGUGCGGCUCGUUGCCAAGGCGGGCCCGUUGAACCAGAGCGAGCCGCGCCAGCAGCACGACAAGCGGCGCAUGCAGCGCACCAACGUGCUCCUGGUGGCCAUCGCCGCCAUCUUCGCGGCCAGCUGGCUGCCCCUGCACAUCCUCAACCUGGUCGCAGACUCGACGCCCAGCCUCACGGAAGACUCUCGCCUGUACCGUGUCUACUUCGCCUGUUGCCACAUGGCCGGCAUGAGCUCGGCCUGUUCGAACCCGCUGCUCUAUGGAUGGCUCAACGACAACUUCCGACGCGAGUUCCGGCGCAUCCUGUCCACGUGCUGCCCGCGGCUGCGCACCCGACGUGCGUCCACAACUGGGCCGCCGUCCGAGAGCCGACCGCUUACGGGACAGGCGCUCGUGCUGUUUCGCCGCCAACCGCGGCCGCACACCCAGGACACCUGCGUGGAAGCCGCUCCGCCGCGACCGGCCGGAGACCAGUACGAGACGCUCGUCGUCCUGAGCCAGCCGUAAACGCUGGACCUAUUUCGCGCCCGCGGGUGCUGUGGCAAACACGGACCCCGCCGUCGGUCGCUUUCUCGUACAAAAAAUUUACAAAAACCAAGUCUCGAGACCGCCUUGAAGAUUGUGGUAUGGCUAGCUGUAAAGGUUGUGUGCGCUUGGACUUGUCAAAGCACACUCGAUGCUAUCAAGUGAGCUGUGUCGGUGCGUUAUCGUCUCAACUACGCCCCUCAAUUCAGUAGCAACGCCACACUUUAGGCUAUGCCGUCGUGUUUCCGUCGUGUAUCCUGCACGUUCAGCCACCCACUCAAUGGUUAUGGCCGUACUUGCAAAUCGCCGUGGUGAGUGAUUGUACAUGAUGCUGAAUGUGCUACAGCCAGGAAACAUUUCGGAAGCCAAAGGUGCUCUCUCGGGAAAAGUAUACUUUGGGACCGGUCCCGUGGCAGCCAUGACUGCUAAUUAGCAUCUUGUGGGUGCCAGAUGGAAGGUCACACAUAACAGCGACACUUGGUUUUAACGUGGCGCGUUGGAGCAUCGCCUUUCUUUGUUUUUACAAAAUUCCGCCUUUCAGGUAGACAUAAGGUGGAGUUGGUCAUUUUUAAUAAUAUGCUCAGACUGUUUUUUGGUACUUCAUUUUUGGGGAGUAGACAUCAUUGCUCCAGCUCAACGGCGUCGUAAGUGUUAAUGCUCUUUGUAAGUGCCACUUCUUCCCUUCUCUCUCUUUAAGUUAACUGUACGCCGGGUAUGAUAACGCCUCCUGUACCGCUGCAAUUUCAAAGAAAGACAAACUGUUCUCUAACUCCAAAACUAUUUUCCAUCUAUGAGUAAAUAAUUACAAGACAGUAGGAACAGCACAAUAAAAUUGCGUAGCUGGUAUCAAAGUGUCUUGGGAAAUAAAGGGCCUGGGUAUCAUUGUUGUAGAGGCUUGCACCUGGAGUAUGAAGGCAGUUGAUAACAUGGUAACGUCCUGUAAAGUACUUCGAUAUUGUAACGGAGCGACAAAGUUGCGAUGCUAAUAAAGAAAAAAAAUAUAGGAAAUGGUACAUAUCGCAAUACAUUAAUCGUAUUCAUUAGGGCGGAGCGUUAAGCAUUUUUUUCUCUUUUCUUUUUGACAAUAACAGCACAGGGCUUCCAGCGCAUUCGCCUUGGUUACUUUAUGAAGGAAAAUCAACCAGACAGGCGCAUCUUUCCGACAUUCCGACACACAGCCCCAGCUAAUGUGUUCAGUUCGAUUCGUAUCUGUUCUUGGUACUUAAAUGGGUUGACGACGAACCAUUUGUGAGCGCUUUCUUGUUUAAACAAGAACAAAUUAAGUACGCCAUGUGUGAAAUAAAUUCUCUGUUGCACCCUUCCUCAAUUUUUGACUGAAUUUGUGCACCUUUGACGGAAAUUCAGCUUAUUAUUCUGCUAUGCCA